CGCUGAUCGGCGCUCACUUGGAGCGCAGCGAGCAAGCAAGACGAGCCUGAUUCCAUGUCCCCCGCUGCCUCCCUGCCAGACGCGCGAAGAUGAUGGCCAUGAACGCCAAGCAGCCUUUCGGCAUGCACCCGGUGCUGCAAGAACCCAAAUUCUCCAGCCUGCACUCCGGCUCCGAGGCCAUGCGCCGAGUCUGUCUCCCAGCCCCGCAGCUGCAGGGUAAUAUAUUUGGAAGCUUUGAUGAGAGCCUGCUGGCACGCGCCGAAGCUCUGGCGGCAGUGGAUAUCGUCUCCCACGGCAAGAAUCAUCCRUUCAAGCCCGACGCCACCUACCAUACCAUGAGCAGCGUGCCCUGCACGUCCACCUCGUCCACGGUGCCCAUCUCCCACCCGGCAGCGCUCACCUCGCACCCGCAUCACGCAGUGCACCAGGGCCUCGAAGGUGACCUGCUGGAGCACAUCUCGCCCACGCUUAGCGUGAGCGGCUUGGGUGCGCCAGAGCACUCGGUGAUGCCGGCUCAGAUUCACCCGCACCAUCUAGGCGCCAUGGGCCACCUGCACCAGGCUAUGGGCAUGAGUCACCCGCACGCCGUGGCGCCUCACAGCACUAUGCCCGCUUGCCUCAGUGACGUGGAGUCAGACCCUCGCGAGCUGGAGGCCUUUGCCGAACGCUUCAAGCAGCGACGCAUCAAGUUGGGGGUAACCCAGGCGGACGUGGGCGCGGCUCUAGCUAAUCUCAAGAUCCCUGGCGUGGGUUCACUCAGCCAGAGCACUAUCUGCAGGUUCGAGUCUCUCACUCUCUCGCACAACAACAUGAUUGCUCUCAAGCCGGUGCUCCAGGCCUGGCUGGAGGAAGCGGAGGCUGCCUACCGAGAGAAGAACAGCAAGCCGGAGCUCUUCAACGGCAGCGAGCGUAAGCGCAAACGCACGUCGAUCGCCGCUCCUGAGAAGCGCUCACUCGAGGCCUAUUUUGCCAUCCAGCCACGUCCUUCAUCCGAGAAGAUUGCGGCCAUUGCUGAGAAACUGGACCUUAAAAAGAACGUGGUGAGGGUCUGGUUUUGUAACCAGAGACAGAAACAGAAACGAAUGAAGUACUCAGCUGUCCACUGACUUCGGCGGGGCAAAGCAUCGGGAGUCGGGAGA
This is a messenger RNA of Urocitellus parryii (Arctic ground squirrel), 1139 nucleotides long. RefSeq names its product POU class 4 homeobox 3 (gene Pou4f3). Gene Ontology annotation, molecular function: DNA-binding transcription factor activity, RNA polymerase II-specific; RNA polymerase II cis-regulatory region sequence-specific DNA binding. The record is from RefSeq and is a predicted model, not a curated record. Gene Ontology annotation, biological process: regulation of transcription by RNA polymerase II. Lineage: Eukaryota; Metazoa; Chordata; Mammalia; Rodentia; Sciuridae.